Molecule: messenger RNA, 221 nt
Organism: Geodia barretti
Lineage: Eukaryota; Metazoa; Porifera; Demospongiae; Tetractinellida; Geodiidae
Source: the annotation of a GenBank genome assembly
GGGUGUGGCUUGGGAUUGACUACUAGUUAUUGACGCACAAUGCAAGCCUAUCUAGUCGUCUGAAUGCAAGGAUAUAUUACGUGAUGGACAAUACACGUACCGUAAUGUUCUACAACGAUGGGUCGGUGAAGGGACAUGGCUACUUUUGCUGCAAGCCUUCUCACGGACUGUUUGUCAAACCAGAAAAAGCCACUCAUCGAGGAAUCAACUGCUCCAACAUC